AUGGAUGACACACCUGAUGACUCGAAGCUCCGAUGUGCUGCUGUUCACCUGGAAGGCGAUGCCCUUCAGUGGCACCGUGCCUAUAUGAGGACCCGGAAUGCCACGGUAGCCGAGGUUCCGUGGGCGGACUAUGUCCGUUCGAUCUCUGCCCGUUUUUCGGAUGCCCUAUUUGAAGACCCAUUGGAAGAGAUGGCUUCGUUAACUCAGAUAGGUUCGUUACAGGAACUUAACACGGCUUUUGACUCCCUGUUGAAUAAAGUUAACCUAAGUGAACCACAAGCUGUGAGCCUCUACAUCAAGGCUCUCAAACCGGACAUCCGUGGACCGGUUAAGAUGUUUAAACCACGAACGUUGCAUGAAGCGUAUGGUCUGGCCAAAACUCAAGCCCUUAACAACGAGCACCUGGAAGAAAAAUUUGCCGGGGGAAAAUGGAACGGGGGAGCCUCUAAACUUGCUAACACGAAAAUUACACCACCCUCUAAUGCAGCCAAACUUCCCCUACUGCCCACCCCUACCAAAACCGUGGCCACCUUGAAUAAACCAUCCACCGAGAGACGAUGUUUGACAAGUAAGGAACUGGAACAAAAAAGGGCGAAGGGCGAGUGUUUUUGGUGUACGGAGAAGUUUGUGUCGGGCCAUAUGUGUGCGAAACCCCGGAAGCAACUAUAUACUAUUGAGGCCGAAGACGAGGAUGAGAGACUGGAGGACGACGAAGAGUCCGACAAAGACGAGGCCACAGAACACCAGAUUUCAAUUCACGCGUUAACGGGUAUUCCGUCUUACUCCACUAUGCGGGUGAGCGGGUCGAUGGGGACUCGUCAACUACACAUACUUAUUGACUCCGGGUCGACUCAUAAUUUCCUUAAAGAAAAAUUGGCAAAAAAGUUGGGUUGUGAAGCCGUGAGUAUGGCGCCGGUCACUGUGGGGGUAGCGGAUGGAAAGAAAUUAACUAGUACUCAGGUCUGCCGGGAUUUUCAGUGGAAUAUGCAGGGAAACUGGUUUAAAACGGAAGUCUUAUUGCUGCCACUCGAGAACUACGACAUGAUUUUGGGGGUCCAAUGGUUGUUACCGUUGAACGAUAUCUUAUGGAAUUUUCAAAACAUGACCAUGAAAUUUGAGCUAGCAGGUAAGCAGUACGAAUUAAAAGGGUUGCAAAAUAACUUGUUUGCGGUGUGCUCUCUCGAGAAGAUGGGUAAACAUGCUCGAACGGGGGAUCUCCAACUAUUCAGUUUAUACUUGACCAACAACGAGCAACGGGACAACUACCAUACUCGGGUGGUAGGCGCUCCGUACGACCAGGAGGGGGCAGCAAGUUGGAGAGAGGUUGUGGCUCGGUUUCCGAAUGUUUUUCGAGUACCCACGGGGCUACCGCCGAACCAGGCCUUCGAUCAUAAAAUAGUAUUAAAGGAGGGUACCGCCCCGAUUAGCGUGCGCCCAUAUCGGUACCCGGCUGUCCAAAAAGACGUCAUCGAGAAAACCACACGCGAACUGUUGGAUUCGGGAGUCAUUCAGAACAGUCAAAGCUCAUUCGCGGCACCGGUAGUCCUCGUUAAAAAAAAAAGAUGGCCAAUGGAGAAUGUGCAUGGAUUAUAG
Messenger RNA from Helianthus annuus (common sunflower), 1593 nucleotides. RefSeq lists its product as uncharacterized. The record is from RefSeq and is a predicted model, not a curated record. Bases 1 to 1593 code for a protein of 530 amino acids. The transcript has a single exon. NCBI's taxonomy places the organism in Eukaryota, Viridiplantae, Streptophyta, Magnoliopsida, Asterales, Asteraceae.